AUGAUGAGAAACCAAACAGCAGUGACAGAGUUCAUUCUCCUCGGCUUGACGGAUGAUCCAGAGUUUCAGGCUCUGCUUUUCCUUUUCCUAUUUACCACCUAUUUGCUGAGCAUCGCCGGGAACCUGACCAUCAUCACCCUUACCCUGCUCGACUCCCGCCUCUGCACCCCCAUGUAUUUCUUCCUGCGUAAUUUCUCCUUCCUGGAGAUCUCCUUCACGUCCGUCUUUGUCCCCAAAAUGCUGGUCAGCAUCGGGACUGGAAACAAGACCAUUAGCUUUGAUGCCUGUUUUGCACAGUUCUUCUUCGCCAUCUUGCUGGGGGCGACAGAGUUCUUCCUCUUGGCUGCCAUGUCCUACGACCGUUAUGUAGCCAUCUGUCGGCCCCUGCACUACAAGACCAUCAUGAGUGGCAGUGUUUGCAUCCUGCUGGUUCUCUGUUCCUGGGUGUCCGGCUUGCUUACUGUUUUAGUGCCCAACAUCAUGAUCAGCCAGCUACCUUUCUGUGGCCCCAACGUAAUCAACCAUUACUGCUGUGACUACAUAAUAUUACUGCAGCUGGCCUGCUCGGACACCCUCCCCAUAGAGGUCAUAGUCCUUGUCUUGGCGGUGGUGACACUCCUGGUCACCCUGGCGCUAGUGACCAUGUCCUACACAGCCAUUGUCCGUGCCAUCCUGAGACUGCCUUCUGCCCAGCAGAGGAAAAAGGCCUUUUCCACCUGCUCCUCCCACAUGGUCGUGGUCUCCAUCUCCUAUGGCAGCUGCAUCUUCAUGUAUGUCAAUCCGUUUCCCAAGGAAGACUUAGACUACAGUAAAAGGGUGGCCAUGCUCCACACCUCUGUGGUUCCGUUGCUCAACCCCUUCAUCUACACCCUGCGGAACCAGCAGGUCAAGCAAGCCUUCAGGGAUGUGGUAGGAAAAGUAAACAUUUUUCACAGGAAGUGA
Ornithorhynchus anatinus (platypus) is the source of this 942-nucleotide messenger RNA. Its product is annotated as olfactory receptor 6C4-like. Gene Ontology annotation, cellular component: membrane. Bases 1 to 942 code for a protein of 313 amino acids. The record is from RefSeq and is a predicted model, not a curated record. The transcript has a single exon. Gene Ontology annotation, molecular function: olfactory receptor activity; G protein-coupled receptor activity. NCBI's taxonomy places the organism in Eukaryota, Metazoa, Chordata, Mammalia, Monotremata, Ornithorhynchidae. Gene Ontology annotation, biological process: G protein-coupled receptor signaling pathway.